Messenger RNA from Durusdinium trenchii, 366 nucleotides. The record is from the annotation of a GenBank genome assembly. Lineage: Eukaryota; Dinophyceae; Suessiales; Symbiodiniaceae.
AUGCGCGCCGGACCCAAAUCUGGUUCAAUGAUCAACAGGGGCCGGCUGGUCAUCUUUGUGGCCGUGGCCACACUCCUUCAGCUUCAUCAGAUAGCCUUCCUCAAGCCAGCGAGGCUUUCGAGCGUGAGGAGACCACAGGUUACUAUGGGAGCAAGAACUCCGGGCAAUCAACCAACGGAUGAGCCAGACUACCCGGAGUUCAAGCCGACUGGCGACUAUUUGUUCGAAACCCCUUUCUUCAAGAUGGAAAAGUUCAAGCAGGAGCCUGGUGAUGCUGCCUCCAAUCAGCAUGGGAGUAUGAGCCCAAAGUCAGUCCACGCAGGCGGCAUCAUCAUCAUCAUCAUCAUCAUCAGACACUGGGUCUGA